Molecule: messenger RNA, 498 nt
Organism: Prunus dulcis (almond)
Lineage: Eukaryota; Viridiplantae; Streptophyta; Magnoliopsida; Rosales; Rosaceae
Product: PHD finger protein ING2-like
Exons: 3
Coding region: 124-483 (119 amino acids)
Cellular component (GO): nucleus
Source: RefSeq, a predicted model, not a curated record
UUCUUUUCUUUUUUCUUUUCAUGUUGAGGUUUUAAGCUAAACGACGCCGCUUGUCUGCUUUGUCCGGUUGAACAAGAGUUCGCAGAGAAACCCUAGAUAGCAAAAAUCCCCAAACUUCCUGCGAUGGCAAUUGCACGGACUGGAGUGUACGUCGACGACUAUCUUGAAUACGCAAGCACAUUGCCUGCUGAGCUCCAGAGGCUCCUCAACACCAUCCGAGAACUCGACGAACGCUCCCAAUCCAUGAUACACCAGACGAGGCAGCAGACUAAGUACUGUUUGGGAUUGUCUUCACAGAGCUCAAAGAAAUGGAACAAUAACCAUAGCUAUAAUAACAAUGAAGAAGAUGAAGCGGCAAUUGAGAAAAUCCGAAAAGAAAUCGAAGCAAAUCAAGAUAAUGCAUUGAGUCUGUGUACUGAGAAGGUUUUGUUGGCGCAACAAGCUUAUGACCUGGUAAGCUUCUCUUUUAACCAUAUUGUCUGAUGGGUUUCCUUGAAU